UCUGUGCAUACUGUUGUCUAGUUGCGAUAACGUAGCUCUGGACGACGGACGAUUUCCGACAGAUGGUCGUCGCCUGCCGGGUGGCAGUGUUGGCAAGAAUAACGUUAACAUUAAUGGCACAAAGAAACAUAGAAAAUUUGCAAUAAUACCAAUAAUCCAGCAGCCAUGAAGAUUUUGGAAGGGACUUUAUUGGUUACUGCAGUUGCCAUAGUAACAGCGUACUACUUUCAGUGGACGAAACCACAAGAAUUUGUCCGGAAUUUCAAUCAAUCAUAUGAUUAUAUAAUUGUUGGAGGGGGUGCGUCCGGUUUGGUGUUAGCCAAUCGUCUGUCUGAAGAUGGAGAUGUCACAGUUUUAGUGUUGGAGGCUGGAGACUCGGAGUCUGAUAAGCCAGUGUACGAUAUUCCGUACAACGCCCCUAAAGCUCAAAUGACCGAAGCUGAUUGGAUAUACCGAACUGUACCGCAGAAACAUGCGCACUGGGGUAUGAAAGACGGGGUUGGUAUUUGGCCACAAGGAAAGGGUUUGGGUGGGUCUACACUCCUCAAUGGACUCGUCUACAUUCGGGGCAGUCGUCAUGACUACGAUACGUGGGCAGCCAAUGGCUGUGAAGGAUGGAGCUAUGACGAAGUUUUACCGUACUUUCUCAAAACGGAGGACAUGCGAGAAACAGGAGGGUUUGACGAAGAGUAUCACGCUCGUGGAGGGCCAAUAGCUAUAUCAGAUGCUACCAAAUCUGAGUUGGCAGAAGUGUACUUUGAGGCAGCAAAGGAGAUUGGGUUCAAAGUUCACGACUGCAACGGAAAUGACGGUAUUCAAGAUGGCUUCUGUCGUGUUCAGGCCAUUAUUGGAGGAGGGCAGAGAUGUAACGCCGCUAGGGGGUUUCUUCAUCCGGUUCUUGAAAGGAAGAAUUUGCAUGUUGCAAUCCAGUCUCAUGUUACGAAAAUCUUGAUAAAAGAUAAACAAGCAGUUGGCGUGGAGUUCAUCCAUCAUGGCAGGAAGAAAUCCGUAGCAUCCAAUAAAGAGGUGGUUUUAACCGCCGGGACAAUUGGGUCUGCACAACUGCUGAUGCUUUCUGGAGUUGGGCCACAAGAGCACCUGACGGAAUUAGGGGUACCCGUUAUAGUAGAUCUUCCAGUAGGUUCAACACUGAGGGAUCACAUGAUGUUCUUCGUAAAGGCCGAUAUCGACAAACCGAUGAGUUACACGUCCGCCAAAGUGUUUACGCCGAUGAACUGGCUCAAGUACUACCUGUUUGGUACAGGUUUGUUGACCAAUAAUGCGGCUAUUGAAAGCCAGGCCUUUGUUCGUACGGAUCCUAAGAGCACGACAAAAUCUCCAGAUAUUCAGCUGACACUAUUCAGUACCUUAGAAGAGCAUGGUGAUUCUUACGAUCACUUUAAUUACAGAGAUGAGAUCAAUGAGGCACUGUUUAAGUCUAUACACGGUACGGAAGUGAUGCCAGAAGGAUAUUCUAUCGACGUCGUUCUGAUUCAACCUAAAAGUAAGGGCUCACUGCGCCUGCUCAGUCGCGACCCUUUCGACUAUCCACUACUGGAUCCAAACUACCUGUCUGAUCCGGAAGACAUUAAAACUUUUAUCAGAGGUAUUCGCUACGCUCAAAGGAUGAUGAAAACGGACGCCUUGAAGAAACUUGGGACGAAAUUUCGUGAGCUUGACAUACCCGAAUGUAGAGAAAAGACUCCUGACUCUGACGAACAUUGGGAGUGUCUGGUGCGACAUCUGGCGACGACAAUAUACCACCCAGCAUCUACAUGCAAAAUGGGAGCCGUCUCCGACCCCACGGCAGUAGUGGAUCCACAACUCAGGUGAUCGUCAUGCAAUGCGGGAGGGAGUAUCGGGCAGAGAAAAGGUUUAGAAUCGGUUGAUGAAUGUCAGGAUGUAAUGAAUCUAAAACGAACGGUAGUUACUAUUGAUUGGAAAUAAAUACAAACUGUUGAAAAAAAGAUAUAUUUCUAUACCCAGUGUU
Molecule: messenger RNA, 1990 nt
Organism: Pecten maximus
Lineage: Eukaryota; Metazoa; Mollusca; Bivalvia; Pectinida; Pectinidae
Product: glucose dehydrogenase [FAD, quinone]-like
Exons: 10
Coding region: 166-1833 (555 amino acids)
Molecular function (GO): oxidoreductase activity, acting on CH-OH group of donors; flavin adenine dinucleotide binding
Source: RefSeq, a predicted model, not a curated record